CCAGUAGACAAUUGUAACCAUAAGCAAAGAACAUGCCUGGAAGGAACAUUGCAAGGACAGGAACAAUACUGAAAAUAUUUCCUGCUUUGCUUAAAACCACUAAUCCAGGAACAGAUGCUAUCCACACUGGAUCCUGGUAAUAUACUCGGACUUUCACUAAGUGGGAGAGACCAGAGAACAGAAAACGCCUUAACCUGCCUCCGGAUGAAUUUUCCCUGAAUGAAGUCAACCUUCGGAAUAACUCAUACUUCGGCGAUGUCAAUCAUAAGGAAUCUGGUGUUGAUGGUUCUGAUUCUUGCUGCAGUUGGGAUUUAUUUUGUUUUCGUGAUCCAUUUGCGCAACGUCAAUUUAACACUGUCAAGCACAUCUCACGGAAAGAGGUUGCCUAAAAGUCGUCGUGUCAUAGUGCUUAUUUCACAGCCUCGAUCUGGCUCCACUUUUCUCGGGAGAGUUAUCAACAUGUAUGAGGAAAUGUUGUACGUAUAUGAGCCUCUUCAAGCUGUCUUGAAACUGAAUGAAGUGACAAAUAAAUCAACUAAAGCAACCAGAAAGUACACAGAGGUAGCUACGUCGUUUUUAAAAGAACUUUUCGGCUGUAAAUUUUCAUCAACAAAAGAGGAUUGGUUGCGUAAAGUUUUCAGUUCACCAAUGAAUUUUGAAAGUUCUUUCUCCCAGCUCUGCCGAACAAUAACCGUUAAAAAUGCGCGAUUGUGCAGCGAACCAAAAACAACAAUCUUCCACAGCCUGUGUAGAAAGUGUAAAACGUUAUUUGUGAAGUUACUGGAACAUCGUCUCCCAACACCGACAGACCAGCUUUUCCAAAUAACUCCUGCAACAACAGAGAUGCAUGUGGUAUAUUUGACGAGAGACCCAAGAGCGUCCUUCUGGUCGUUAUUAAAUAAAGGUUGGGUGAGUGACAGGCUUGAGGGAUAUUUCGAGAACUAUAUAUCUGAGAGGUGCCGAGAAUCACUCCUAAACAUAAGGCGAAUUGCUGUAGGAAAAAGAAAAAUAAUCAUUUUGCGGUAUGAGGAUUUUCUGCAUUCUCCUUUAGCCAUGGUAAGGAAAUUAUCAAACUUUCUUGGAGAGCAAAUGAACUUGGAAUUUCAAGAAAAUUACUUGCAGUUAAUUCACAAAGAUGAACGGCGCUGCUCAAAAAACGGAACAUAUAUAAACCCGACUGUAACAAGACCCAACUGGCGCACUGAAGCAAAUUCAAAUUUUGUACGCAUUGUCGAAAAGCAUUGCAAAGAGGUUAUGGAUAUUCUUGGGUAUAGAAACGUGAAAAACACAGUGUAUAGCAAUUGUAAUAAUGAAUACCUCGUGGAGUUAGAGGAUGUUCCUUUGCUCGCACGAUUCAAUUACAAAGAAGAUAUCUAUUGAUUUGUUUGUUUUGAAUGUACUUUUUCAGAAAUUAUAAACCACUCGUAGUUGCAAAGUGAUGACGUCAUACUAAUAUGUUUAAUGAACUUUUUGAUUUUGGUCAAAUUAGUAGACAGGUUCGUCCCUAGCUAUUGUGGUCAGGGUAGGGGACGGGGAUGCUCCGACCCUAUUUCCUGACAAAAUUGGUGAACCAUAUUGCCAACAAUAUUGCGUAUGAAACAACCUGUACUGUAAAGGAACUUAUUGUUAACUCAAAAAUGCGCCUAUCCAUUAAUUUGGUAAACUCGUGUCACCAUUCAAUAAAAUUUGCAACAGGGCUUUAUUUAUCCAUAGGGUCGCAAUAGAGUGUACAUUCCAGCGAGGAGCUCAGUUCUUUGAACCCAGAAAAAGGGCAAAGCAGCAUAAAGUGCUCCGUAUCCUCAAUCUAGGGCACAUCUGGUUUGUUGUGUCUCUAAAGUUGUGUUGAAAUUUGUUAAAAUUUUGCUCGCUUUGGCUAACUCUGAGCUGAGGCCCUUCGGAUCAUGAAUCCCAAAUACAGAUUUUUUGGAAGGGCGUAUCAUGGUUAGUCGUUUUUCCUUAAAAAAAGCCACAACAAGAAGAAAGAAGGAAGAUUGAUAUUUUUUCUGUCCUAGCUCGUAUUUGACCGAUUGCAUCAAGUUUUCGAAUUGAAUAUUGGAACUGUUUAAGUUAUGAUAUUGGAUCUUUUCUGUAGUCCGGGGUAAAAUUAUUUACAAUUCUGUGAAAUAGGGUUAGGCAUCUACCACGUCUUUGGAGGCUUAGAGAUUCCCACCCGAGAUCAAGGUACAGCUUAUCUCGAGACGUUUCCCUCCAAGCUCCCGUUACAGUUAAGCUGAGAAGCAUAGAACAGCUUCUAGCUUCUCCAUUAAACUUGAAACAGUCAUACUAACAGUAGAGUCACAUAUUUUUGGUAGAUUAUGGUAAAUUACAUCUCUGUAACCUAAGAGGGAUCGAAUAUAGAGCUUGUUUUGUUCAUUUAAA
Molecule: messenger RNA, 2379 nt
Organism: Rhopilema esculentum
Lineage: Eukaryota; Metazoa; Cnidaria; Scyphozoa; Rhizostomeae; Rhizostomatidae
Product: carbohydrate sulfotransferase 1
Biological process (GO): N-acetylglucosamine metabolic process; sulfur compound metabolic process
Molecular function (GO): N-acetylglucosamine 6-O-sulfotransferase activity
Source: RefSeq, a predicted model, not a curated record